Molecule: messenger RNA, 7605 nt
Organism: Thrips palmi
Lineage: Eukaryota; Metazoa; Arthropoda; Insecta; Thysanoptera; Thripidae
Gene: BRWD3
Product: bromodomain and WD repeat-containing protein 3
Exons: 25
Coding region: 133-6057 (1974 amino acids)
Biological process (GO): cytoskeleton organization; regulation of cell shape; regulation of transcription by RNA polymerase II
Cellular component (GO): nucleus
Molecular function (GO): protein binding
Source: RefSeq, a predicted model, not a curated record
GAAUGUUGUGAGCGAGGCGACAAGAAAUGAGCACUUCACUGGAAAUGGUAACAUGAUCGAUCAAAAAUACAGUCUUGUUUCUGUAACUACCCAGAUGUAUGACUGCACUUUGUAGUGAUAAUUAUCCCCACAAUGGACCCAAGUUCUAGUGGGUCUCAGGGUAUGGACCAGAGAGAAUUAUAUUUUCUCAUCACAAAGUUCUUAGCUGCCGGCCCAUGUCGUGAAGCUGCCGAAGUUUUGAGGCGCGAGAUAGGACUACAUGGGCUGUUACCCAAAAGACUUGACUGGGAGGGAGAGGAACAUGAUCAAGACUUUGAUGAACUGGAAACCAAGUAUCCUCAUAUUGGGCCGCAACACCUUGAAAAAAUAUGUGCCCGGGUACCACCAUUAUUGGAUAAAGAGUUCCCUCCCGUUGUCAAAAAUGUGUCAUCUCUUCUUGGUGCGGGCCGGCAAUCUUUGCUCCGCACAGCAUGGCAUGUUACACGGCAAUGGUACUCCGUCCGAGAAUAUACUGUACGCCUCCAUCAGGAGCCACUUAUGGAUCCACCCAAAUUUACACGGCAGCACAACAUAGUUAAAGCAUUGUUUGGGCGAGAGACAUCAGGUCCACUCAAUCGUAAACAAUGUGCUGGACCGAAAUUAUAUGAUAAACUCCAACUUUACCGCAGAACAUUGGGCCAUCUUUCUGCUGUGUACUGCGUCCUCUUUGAAAGGACUGGAAGAUAUAUAAUUACUGGUGCUGACGAUUAUUUAGUAAAAAUUUGGAGUGCAACUGAUGGUCGUCUGUUAUCAACAUUGAGGGGCGCUUCAUCUGAGAUCACUGAUAUUGCUGUGAACAAUGAAAAUACCCUUCUAGCAGCUGGAAGUUGUGAUAAAAUACUGAGAGUAUGGUGCAUGCAGUACUGCAGUCCAGUAGCUGUUCUCACAGGGCACUCUGGUAUGAUCACUUCUGUCAACUUUUGCCCUGUGGUAGUGAAUGAGAUACGAUAUCUUGUCACUACAAGCACUGAUGGGUCUGUGGCAUUUUGGUCUUAUGUUCACCAGCCAAAUGCUCAGCAAGGGAAGCAUGUCAAAUUCACGUCGCGGCCAAUUCAGUACCAUGAAAGGAUGCGCCCUGGACAAGCCCAAAUGAUAUGUGCGUCUUUUAGUCCCGGUGGUAUGUUUCUGGCUGCUGGCUCUGGAGACCAUCAUGUGAGAGUAUACAUGAUGGAGGGAGAUGAAGGGCCGCACAGAAUUCUUGAGACAGAAGCCCACACAGACAGAGUUGACUCCAUUUGUUGGGCUCACAAUGAGUUGCGUUUCAUAUCAGGGUCUAAAGAUGGAACAGCUAACAUAUGGUAUUAUGAACGACAGCAGUGGAAGUACUCAAAAUUACAAAUGGCACAGAGGCUCCCUGGGGAAAAAGAACCUGAAGAGGAUAGCAAAAUUAAGUUAAAAGUUAUGAUGGUGUGCUGGGAUUUGACUGAUCGCUUUGUCAUCACAGCAGUGGGUGAUCACACACUCAAAGUUUGGAACUCGGACACUGGCGCUCUUGUACAUGUGCUUCUGGGCCAUCAAGAUGAGGUCUUUGUGUUAGAAUCCCACCCUUGUGAUCCUAAUGUCCUCUUGAGUGCUGCCCAUGAUGGCAAUAUGUUUAUUUGGAAUAUUUCCACUGGAACACCAAUCAAGAAGUUCCAGAACCUUAUAGAUGGGCAGGGCCAUGGGUCAAUAUUUGAUGCAAAAUGGUCUCCAGAUGGCACAAUGAUUGCUGCCACAGAUUCCCAUGGACAUUUAAUAACUUAUGGACUUGGCACUGGUGGUGAUAAGUUGCAAAAUCUUCCCAAAGAACUUUUCUUCCACACCGACUACCGACCUCUCAUCCGGGAUGCUAAUCAUUAUGUGUUAGAUGAACAAACACAAAUGGCCCCUCAUCUGAUGCCACCACCUUUCUUGGUGGACAUAGAUGGUAACCCUUACCCUCCAUACCAACAAAGACUGGUUCCAGGAAGAGAAAAUUGUUCUACAGAUCAAUUAGUGCCCAACAUUACUGUUGGUGCUGGAGGUCACCAAGAAGUUAUGGGUAAUGCUGAUCCUGUCAAUCCUCGGUCACACAUUGAUGAAAUGAUUGCUGCGUUGGCGCAACGUCAGAAUUCAGUUGAUGAAGCUGGGCCAAGCAAUCAGCAGAGGGCUGGGCCCAGUGCUGGCCCAAGUCGCACUCCAGCUAGAAGUGUCACUCCAGGUGGAAGCAACACUCCUGCUGGCACAGGUGCAAGCAGUGCUGGGGGGAGUGUCAGAAACAAUACAUCACCCAGAGGAGGUGGACAUCAUCUGGUGGGUAUGCGCAGAACAGGUGAUGUCGAAGGUGUCCGGCAAUCCAGUGGUAAUUGGCAACGGGAUAGCAAUCUUAGGUGGACAAAACGGGUUCUUAUUCCUCCACUUUCUAAGUGUGCUCUGCGAGCAAGACGUCAUCACUUCACUCAAUAUUCAAACCUUGAAUUAGAGCAAUACAAGAAAGAACAGAGAAGGCGACCAGUUAUGAUAACUGUGACAGCUCCAACUAGAGGUGCAAACAAGAAAAUGAUUCGAACUGGAACUCUUAGAAAUGGAGCCGUUAGAGGGAUAUCAAGCUUAAGAAGGUCUCAGAGGUCAAAUUUGGGACAGUUGGAUGACAGUGAUUAUGAGAACCCUGACAACCUGGACUUGGGCAGCCAAUCUUCUGGCAAUGAGGAGGAGGCACCUGUCCCUGUAAGCAACAACCGUUCUCGCACCCGCAGAAUAGAUUCUUCAGAAGAAGAAGAUGUGGAAAGCAUUGGGUCAUCAUCAGCUGCCUCCACGUCAGAAUAUUCUGACUGGAUUGCAGACCAAGGAGCAAGUUUAGAACCACCAAAACGGGCCAAAAAGAAGCCUGUGAGAGCAAGUGCCAGAGCAAGGCGAGGUGCUGCCUCUGUAGAAGAUUCACAUUCUGAGGAUGAAACUGAUGACAGUGAUGAACCUGUCUUGGAACCAGAUUCUGAAGAGGAACGUAAGAAGAGACCAAAGCCGAAGCCAAAACCCAAACCCAAAAGGAAACCUAUUCCCAAAGCUCUAGCUUCUCUGCCUCCUGGUGCUGAGCUUCCAGAAGCAUUUAGGCCCUCUGAAUGGCUGGCACAAGUCGUACCAAAGAAAUCACCUUACAGCCCUCAAAUGGGUGAUGAGGUGGUCUUCUUCAAAGAAGGAUACCAGAAAUAUUUGGCAGCAGUUAGAGAGAAAAAGGUGUAUGAUGUAGAUCUUCGUUGUGAACCCUAUGAAAAAUUCAAUCUUCAGGAGCCACAAUUAGUGAAAGUUGUCGGAAUUAAAUAUGAAAUCAAACCUCCUCGCCUCUGUUGUCUGAAACUGGGUAUUCUUAAGCCUGAUGAGCCUAUGAACAGUUUCUUCACGCUAAAGUAUCAUGAUAUGAAUGAUGUCAUUGACUUUUUUGUGUUGAAUCAAACCUAUCAGCAGGCAAUGCAGAGGAAUUUCCAAGAAGGUGACCAAUUUAGAAGUAUGAUAAACGAUGAUUGGUGGACAGGAGUCAUAGAAUGUAAAUUGGACAGAAUAUCACCUUUUUUGUCCAUAAGAGUUCAAUGGGAUUCCCAAGAUUCAGAAUAUAUGAGCCCAUGGGAUCUAGAACCUGUGGAUCCAAACAGGGUUCCAGAGGAAGUGGGUGGUUCAGUUCCUGUGUUGCCUGAAGAAAUUGAAGCUACACUUUAUCAACCCAGUGAAGAAGAAUGGCCACACGGUGGAAGAGAGGAGUCCACUCGGCGCAUACUCCGCGGUCUUGAACAGGUUAUGGGACUCUCUAUUGCUGAAGAUUUCCUUACACCUGUGGAUGUGACCUUGUACCCAUCAUAUGCGUUCACCAUAGAGUAUCCCAUUGAUCUCUCUCUUAUCAAGGAACGGUUUGAGAACAACUUUUACCGACGCAUCACAGCAGCACAGUUUGACGUUCGGUACUUGGCGACCAAUGCUGAGAAGUUCAAUGAACCACAUUCCCCAAUAGUGAAAGCAGCUCGAAUUGUGUCAGAUCUCUGCUUAAAAAUUAUUGCGUCACCCACUGACAUAGAUGUGUCAGAAGAGUAUCAUCAAAGUUUGAAUGGUUAUCACUCAUCACCUUCGGGUUCUGAAGAAAUUGAUGUUGAUGAUGAUCCUGACCAGCCUGGACCUAGUAGUAGAGUGAAAAACGUUGUGCGGCCAAGACCUAAGGGACAACGGAAGUCGGUACGCCAACAAGCUCUCAGUAUUGAUCCUGAAGACUGGAGACGUCAGUGUAUUGAUCUCUUGGAAUUGAUAUGGCAGCAGGCUGAUGCUGAACCAUUUAGGGAGCCUGUUGAUACUGAAGAUUUCCCAGAUUACCUUCAAGUAGUUAAAACACCAAUGGACUUAUCAACUGUAAGAACAAGACUGUUAGAUGGAGAACAUGAGAACCCCCAUGACUUUGCUCGAGAUAAUAGGCUCAUAUUCAGUAAUUCUAAAAGUUUUAACACCAACAAGCACUCACAAAUUUAUGCUAUGACAUGUCGACUCUCGUCUUUGUUUGAGGAUCAUAUGAAGAAAAUUAUCCAUGAUUGGAAAACUGACCAAAUUCGAUCCAAGACUUCUCUUUUAAAAGGCAAAAAACGAAUAGCGAUGCUGGUUGCAAGUGGAACUGAUGAAAGUGGGGGAGACAACACACGACCUACAAGUCGUGCCAGUAGUCAACCCAGUAGCAGUGCUGUUGUUCCAAGUGGUUCACAGCUAAAACAGAGAGGGGUUGUCAACGAUAAUAAUGAUGAUGAUGAUGACGACCAGGAGAGUGAGCAACACGAUGAUGAUGAUGAGGAGGAAGAGGAUAUUAAUGUCCCUGGACCAAGUAAACGUGUGUCUAAAGUUAAUGGUGUUUCAAAUGGACAUGCUAUGAAAAGAUCCGCCAGAGCAUCUACUAGAAAGCAGCCUGCAUUAUCGAGCCAUGGCUCAGAAGAUGAUGAUGAUGAUGAAGAUGAGGAUGAGGAUGAGGCCCCACCAGCUCGGCCGGCUAGAGGUGUUGCAGCUAAACGUAAACAAUAUGAUAGUGAUAAUAGUUAUGGCUCAUCUCCCAAAGAAACUAAACGCCGCAAAACGUCUGCUGUUCAGAGGAAUGCUUCAAAUUCCAACUCCAGGGCUUCUUUCAAUGACAGUGAUGACUCUUCAGUUUCUGCUUACAAACCAAAUACUCGAUCAGUGAACGGUCAUGCCAAAGGGAAGGGCAAAGGAAAAGGGAAAGGAAAAGCUGCUGCUAGACCGCAAAGACAGAAAAAUGGGAAAAAAGCCGUGCCUCAUGACGAUAGUGAUGAUGAGGAGGAUGAGGAUGAAGAGGAUGAAAUUGUACAGAAGAAAAGACCUGCAGCAAAGAAGACUUCAAAGACUGUUGCUGAAGACUCAGAAAGUGGCAGUGACUCUUCAAGCGAGAGUAGUAGUACUGAAGCGGCCGACGAUAGUGACAGCUCUAGUGAUGAGAGUGUUGAUCUGCAUGCUCCUCCCUCAAAGACGAGUCGUGCUACUCGAAGUAAAAGCAACUCUUUUGGUGCUGACAAGACCAACAAUGAGGAUGAAGAUGAUAGUGAGGAGGAAGAGGAGGAGGAGGAAGAAGAAGAAGAGAAUGAUGCAAAAGCUGGUAGUCGAAAUGACAGUGAAAAUAGUAAUGCUAAUUCUGACUAUGAUGACGAUAAAGAGAACGAGGAGGAAGAAGAAGAAGACGAUGAAUCUGUCACAGGCAAUGGCCGCUCUAGAACUAGCCGAGCUCGCCGGAAGAAUUACAAUGAAUCUGAUAGUGAUGACAGUGAAAUUUCCAAAAAGCCAGCAAAGAAGCAGAAACAAGGAAACAGGCCAGUGAGAAAUGCAACUCGAAAUCGACAGCCUAUGCAAGAUUAUGCAAGCAGUGAUGACGAGCAAGUGGCUUCUAAGGCAUCUAGUCGUCGAAGUAAAACAACCAAACCCAAUUAUGUUGAAGAUGAAUCUGAUGAUGAGCCUAUGACCACUGUUAGUAGUAGAGGCCGUGUUCGUAAGGUAACAGAAAAAGCCCGUGCUCUUUACAAUAAACAUUAGAAGCGAGAUGUCCAAUGGUUUACUGAGCAAUUGACUGAUAUGUAAAUGAAGUCACACCAUGAGUUACAUUUUCAUUUUCAACUCAACCAAUGACUGAACCAAUUGGCCACAUGCUUGUGUGUAAUUGUAGUUCUGAAGUUUUGUUUAUCUGUUUUGGUGUGUUUGUACUAUUUCUUUUGUUUUUACUAUAUCAAUGUGUAAUCUCUGACUUGUGUAGGUGACAUAGGUGACAUCCCACCCAUUUCUGUAGGAUUUCUCUAUGGACAACUCUCUGAUCUCAGAAGUGAGAUUUUUCUCUUACUUUUCUCCGGGGCACUGCCUUUGAUAAUGUGAUAGGCAUUUACUGAUAUUCAGUGAUGCUUUUAGGUAGGUAGUAAAUACUUUUUAAGUAAGUAAUUCUAGAAAAAUGUGUUAUAAUUCAAUAAGGUUUGUAGGUUUUCAAUCAUGGUAUGAGGCUUGUAGCUGUGAACUUGGAAUUCAAAUUUGGUGUGAAAUCAUGCUCUUGCGCAAGCUUUAUUUUCAAAUAGAUUUGUGAUUGCAUGUGUGUACUUAAAAAUGACCAACUUCAUGGUAACUGAUGAAGUGUUACGUACUUCUGGGAAAGAAAUGUUUGCUGUAACUCUCCCCACCACUUAUUUUGCCUUGUAUAUUUUUCAUUUCUUGUUUCCUGUUGUGAAGUCUUGUGCACACUUUUGAUUGAAGAGUUUUGGUUUGGUUGUCCAUUCUUUUCUUCUUUUCCUAUCUUAUCAACUUACUCUUUCCCAAACUCUGAAAAAUUUGCAUGAUUUUAUUUUUGUUGUUUUCACAUUUUUCUCUUGACUCAUUUAUCGGAGAAGUUGGUGUCUCAAAUGUGUGCCAAGCUUGGUGGGGAGUGUUUGGAUUUGGUAAAAUGUACAAGCUGAUUUUCCUGUCAAGUUUUAUCUAGUUCUUUAGUCAGUGAAGCAACUAAGAUGUUUCAGGCCAACAAUGGCCCUAGAUGUGGGAAUGUUAUCUAGUAGUACAGUACUUUGUGAAUUGUGUACAGUGGAGUGAUAAUGAUGUUCUUUAAAUUUUGCAGUGCUCAUUGAAAAUGAGCUAUGCUCCAGCAAUAUGACUUAAUGUUUAUAAGCCGUCUAUUUUUGUAAUUAUAUGUGAAUGUACAUUUUGAAUAAGUGCAGGCUUAUGUUCUGUAUAAAUUUGUAAUUAAUUGUGUACAAAAAAAAAAGUUUGUGAUGUACAGUUUGCUAGAAAUACUGCUCAAAUAUGUUCCAGUUUCAUUACUGCUCUUAUGGUUAAUUCAUUUUUGUUUCAUUGUUCCCCUUAUUUUUAAAAAUGUUCUUUAUUUAAUAAUGUCAAACCAAAUAGCAAUUUAAAAGUCUGGUAAUGCUUUUUCUGUCUUUUAUUUUAUAUGUAAUUCUGUUGGUUUCUGUUUUUCCUUUCUUUUAACCAUUAAAAAUGGAAUCAAAACACAGCUUGCCAAUUUUGUUUGUUAAAUUUAAGCUCAUUAUGUCUAUUUGUUUAUUGAUAUCAGAUGGGUACUGAUGAAAAAAUAAAUUAUACGAUCACACA